Molecule: messenger RNA, 1623 nt
Organism: Anolis carolinensis (green anole)
Lineage: Eukaryota; Metazoa; Chordata; Lepidosauria; Squamata; Anolidae
Gene: tti2
Product: TELO2 interacting protein 2
Exons: 8
Coding region: 1-1449 (482 amino acids)
Cellular component (GO): TTT Hsp90 cochaperone complex; nucleus; cytosol
Source: RefSeq, a predicted model, not a curated record
AUGUGUCCACAAACGAAACCAAGCGGGAUAGGCUCCCGGAUCUGCGCCUGCGCGGGGCGACAAGGCGGGACUUCUGGUAUGCAGCGGAAAGGCCCUUUGCGGAGUGUGCCUGAGAGGGAAGCGGUGGAGGCCCGAGAGGUGGAGGCGUCGGGAGAGGAGCCCUGGGCCUCCUCCCUGCGCCUUUUCGCAAAUGGAGGCGAGGGUGAGGCCGCAGACCUGCUGCGCGACCUGGCGGCGGCGUUGGGCCGCUCUGCCGCGCCUCUGGAGCCGAGGGCCGACGCAACAGCCACUGACAGGGAGACGGAUGCCGGCCUCGCCUUCUCCAGCCUCGUCUCCAAACUGGGGGAGGCCCAAGGCUUGGAAGGGCCCGUGUUCGUCUUGGCGGCGGCCCACUCGGCCCAUCCGGGGACAGCGCGUCAGGCCCAGGCGCUGCUGGACAACCUCCUCCGGGUUCGGGGAUGUCAGUCCGUGCCUGAGUUCCUCCGAGGCGCCUGCGAGGGAGACGAAGGCUGCUUGGCCGAGGUGAUGCGCUUUCUGGAGCCGGAGCUGAGAAGAGAAACAUGGCAGCACAACCCAUCAGCAAAGUACAUCUUCUGCUCAGUGCUCCAGCAAGUCACAAGACCCUGGCUCAGCCAGCAUUUAGAGAAGGUUCUGCCCCCUGCAUUGCUCCUGUCAGAUGACUAUCGUGUGGAAAACAAAAUCCUGGGAGUAAAGUGCCUGCACCACAUCAUUAGGAAUGUGCCUGCAGCUGACCUCUGCCAAUUCAACAGGGUGCAAGUUGUAAAUCAUGCCCUUUCCCUCCACCUCUACAGCAAGGAGGCUCAUCUCAUGCAGAUUUUGUUGCCAUGUGUCUUGGAUUUGCUGCCAAUCCUGGAGAAGUCCUCACUACAGCAGUCCCACAACCCCCCACUUGUCACACCUUCUGAUGAAGUGUUUCAGCUUGUACUGACACACAUGGAAGCAGAGCCCCAGCUGUCCUUACGGAGGAUCUAUGCCAGGAACCUGCCUACCUUUGUAAAGAGAUUCGGCAUUCAGAUCACUCAGCACCUGAAAAGGCUACAACAAGUGAUUGUUGGCUACUUGGAGAUUGCUGAUGGACCCGAAGAAGUUGCUAGAUUGGCAAUAUUGGAUACUCUGAAGUGUACUAUACAACACACCUGGCCCAGAAUGACCUGCCAUCUCAGUGUGCUCUUGAAGGCUUUGCUGAAAAUGAUGUGGGAUGUAUCUACAGACAAUAGUUUUACACCUGAACCGGUGAAAGCAGAGUUGCUGCAGAGAGCCACAGAAUGCCUUCUCUUAUUGGAUCAUUCUACUCAUGGCCAAGUGAAGAUUCUUUUGCAAGGAGUCUACCAUCAUUGUCAAAAUGAUCACCUCAAGAAUUACCUGAAGAAAGUACAAAUGGAGCCUGUAGAAGUUUGGCCUCCUGGAAAGCUCAAUAAAGAUGUUUAGUAAGGAUUAGAUUAUUCAAGAUUGGAAGACUAACUCUCUUUUUGUAAAUUACAGCCUGCUUAUCCUGAUACAAGAACUCUUUAUAAUGGGAAAUAAUACAUUAUUUAAAAAAUUGAAAUGUAUAGUUUCUUCACUUAUUAAUAUAUCACUUUUAUAAUAAAAGCCUGAAAAGCA